Fusarium venenatum is the source of this 489-nucleotide messenger RNA. RefSeq lists its product as uncharacterized. Lineage: Eukaryota; Fungi; Ascomycota; Sordariomycetes; Hypocreales; Nectriaceae. The record is from RefSeq and is a predicted model, not a curated record.
AUGACUCUAUCGAUUGAGGAAAUCUCCGACCGUCUGGAAAUUCAAGACAUCUAUACACGCUAUGUCCAUGCAGCUGACGAUCGCGAGUCUCUGGAUGACAUUUUCCUACCAAAUACAACAUUCGACUGGACCUCCGCUGGUGGGGGAAAGAUGACGUAUGAGGAAGCCAAGGCGGGACCUGUCUUCACUGGCAAGCUGAUUCCCUGGUCUUUCCACAUUUACACGAACGCCAGGAUCAACUUUUUAGAAGACAGACAGAAAGCAGUAGUGAAAGUAAAGGCAGUCAACCCAAGCGGUCUUGAGAAUACGCAAGGGGAGCCAUUAAUGUUCCAAACCCAUGGGACUUAUACUGAUCAACUGGAGAAAACUGUGGAUGGUUGGCGCAUUACAAACCGAAUAUGGCACGAGUUUACUAUCGUUGGACCCUUUCAGAAGGUUAAUGGUAUCCCUGGUAUAUUGGAAUCUGCUGGCAAGGCAUAUAACAGUUAG